Molecule: messenger RNA, 589 nt
Organism: Marasmius oreades (fairy-ring Marasmius)
Lineage: Eukaryota; Fungi; Basidiomycota; Agaricomycetes; Agaricales; Marasmiaceae
Gene: CDC4
Product: SCF ubiquitin ligase complex subunit cdc4
Exons: 6
Coding region: 40-465 (141 amino acids)
Biological process (GO): mitotic actomyosin contractile ring assembly
Cellular component (GO): myosin II complex
Molecular function (GO): calcium ion binding
Source: RefSeq, a predicted model, not a curated record
AUCUAGUCACGACCACGACCAUCGACACGAAUAUUCAUCAUGAGUGAUAACGCAGAGUACAAGGAGGCUUUCGCUCUUUUCGACAAGAAAGGGACCGGGGCAGUUCCGAGAGAGACUCUUGGGGACUUGUUAAGAGCGUUAGGUCAGAACCCAACACAAGCGGAGGUUGCUGAACUCGUCUCUGCUGCUCCUCGAGAUGUGGACUACAAGACCUUUUUGGCGGUUCUCAACCGUCCGGAUGGGUUUAAGCCGGCGGGCACCCCAGAGGAAUUUAUUCGUGGUUUUCAAGUGUUUGAUAAGGAGGGAAACGGUUUUAUCGGGGCUGGAGAGUUGAGAUAUGUGUUAACGCAGCUGGGUGAGAAGAUGAGCGAUGAAGAGGUGGAUGAACUGCUGAAAGGCGUUCAGAUUGGAGCCGACGGAAACGUCAACUACGAGUCAUUUGUACGCACAAUCCUCAGUCAGUAGUUCCCUUUCGCAAUCGCUGUCGAAGAAAACGGUAUACAUUAUCCGAAUCUCGCACCGACGAAAUGGAAAGACAAUGUGUAGUAAACCAACGCCCCUUUCAAUGAAAACUAAAUAGAUAAAAACA